Messenger RNA from Striga asiatica, 2449 nucleotides. The record is from the annotation of a GenBank genome assembly. NCBI's taxonomy places the organism in Eukaryota, Viridiplantae, Streptophyta, Magnoliopsida, Lamiales, Orobanchaceae.
UUUUCCUUUCAUCAAAGCAAAUUAGAUUAUACGCUUCUUUACUUUUCCUCUCUUUCACAAAACUCGCAUUCUCUCAUUUUCCUUUCAUCGAAGCAAAUUAGGUUACACGCUUCUUUAAGAACCUAAUUCCCAAAGUCACAACUGCGGCAAGCCUCUGUAGACCGACUGGUGUGCGGCGACCUCCGACCAGCGGCGGAGGCGAGCAGUAAGACAGCGGCGGCUGCGACCUUGGACCGGCGAGCGACGAGAGGCAAGCGGGCCAGACAACGGCAAGGCAGCUUCUUACGUAUUUCAGUUUUCAAGACUGUUGAGUGGGUCUUGGAUUUGGUGUCUGAGAUUGGCUGAGAGACAAGAUUGUUGAUUUGAGUAAAGAUAGAUAAAGUCUUCAGCAACACCUUUUGCUUUGAGUUUUUGAAAUGGCUAACAGCAAGUACGAGUACGUGAAGUCUUUUGAGGUGGAGGAUGAGAUAAUGCCGCCAAAUGUCAUUGUUAUCCGCAUCAAUGGACGUGAUUUUCACAGAUUCUCUGAAGUGCACGAGUUUGAGAAGCCGUAUGAUAAGGAAGCAUUAGAGCUAAUGAAUAUGUGCGCCAAGGCUGUUUUAGAGCAAUUCCCUGAUAUUAUGUUUUCUUAUGGUUUCAGAGAUGAGUAUAGUUUUAUAUUUAAAAAAGCAACCAAAUUUUACCAGCGUCGUGCCAGCAAGAUACACUCACUCAUUGUAUCUUUUUUCACGUCUAUGUAUGUCACCAAGUGGAAAAAAUUCUUCCCGCAAAAGGACUUGAGACUUGCUCCUUCUUUUCAAUCACACAUUAUUGAAUGUGCAUCUGUGGAGGUUCUUCAAGCUUAUCUUUUAUGGAGACAACUUGAAUGUCACUUGAAUAACCAGUAUGAUACUUGUUUUUGGCAGCUGAUUAAGAAUGGUGGAAAAACGGAAAAAGAAGCAGAAGAAAUGUUGAAGGGAUCUCAGAAGCAAGUAGUAAAUGAAUUGCUGUACCAACACUUUAACAUUAACUACGCAAAAGAUAUACCAGAAAUCUUUCGCCAGGGAACAUGUGUUCUCAAGAUAGAGGUUGAAGAUAUUGUGAAGUACAAAGAUGAUGGAGAUCCUGUCAAAAGACAUAAGAGGAAGGUCAUAACAGUUCAUUCAAAAAAUAUUGCAUCUCGAAGUUUUUGGAAUGGGCACUUGUGCCUGUCAAAGGAGCUAGGUGAAUUCGUUAAAGAUUUAAACAAAACCGAAUCAGAUUAUGUUAGAUCUUUCCAAUAUAAGCGCAAGUUGAUGCCAUUCACUUGGAUUGUUAUUCGGAUUGAUGGUUGCCAUUUUCACAGGUUUUCUGAAGUUCACGAAUUUGAGAAGCCUAACGAUGUGCAAGCUCUCAACCUGAUGAACUCAUGUGCAACUGGUGUUCUAGAAGAGUUUAAGGACAUUAUCUUUGCUUACGGGGUUAGUGAUGAGUAUAGCUUUGUUUUGAAGAGAGAGUCUCAGCUCUAUGGAAGGCAUGCCAGUGAUAUAGUUUCUGCAGUCGUAUCAUUCUUCUCGUCAGUAUACACUAUGAAAUGGAAUGAAUUUUUCCCACAUAAAGAAUUAAAGUAUCCACCAUAUUUCGAUGGCCGUGCUGUUUGCUACCCUUCAUGUGAGAUUCUUCGAGAUUAUCUGUCAUGGAGACAAGUUGACUGUCACAUCAAUAAUCAGUAUAAUACUUGUUUCUGGAUGCUUGUGAAGUCCGGCAAAAGCAAGAGUGAAGCACAAAAUUUCUUGAAGGGUACUCAAACUCAGGAGAAAAAUGAACUUCUCGAUGAGCUCUCCGGUAUCUCAAAUUACUAUCAGACAUCACAUCCCAUGUUCCGCCAGGGUUCAUCAGUUUACUGGGAUAGGGAGACAAUGCUGGUGGACGGGAAAGAAGAAGGGUCCGGUGUCAAAUCACGGAAGAUAGUUGUUGUCAAACACUGCAAUAUAAUUGAGUCGAGCUUUUGGGAGGCACAUCAAGACAUACUUGACGAGAAGCCUCAUUCGUUUCAAAAUGGGCUGAGGUGCGAAAAAUCACCCAAGUGAUGUGCAUCUGAUGGUUGCGCAAGAUCUCAACACGCGAACUUGAGCCUUCUGGAAAAUAUUGAGAGCAAUCAAAGAGGAGGAACUUUGUGUUCAAACAAAGAUGGGUAGAAAAAUGGCAUUUCAGCCAUGGCUGGAAGGAUAACUAAAGCCUUUUCAUCAAAAGGAUGAAGAAAAAAAUCUGAACGACUCUACAAGUUAUCAUCGUCAAAUAUGUCUCAGGCAUCUCUUUCUCAUCGAGGAAUUUUGAUGUCACUGAUAUUUUUCUGUCAAACUGGACUAUAUUUGCUAACACCAGCAAAACAGUUUUGCAUUUUUCUGUUUGAAUUGUUGCUUGAAUUAUGUGCUGAAUUUGGAUCAAGUCGGAGAGUUUGAAUGUUGUAAAUUAUCACUCUUAUCAAUAC